This is a messenger RNA of Neolamprologus brichardi, 5811 nucleotides long. The record is from RefSeq and is a predicted model, not a curated record. Lineage: Eukaryota; Metazoa; Chordata; Actinopteri; Cichliformes; Cichlidae.
GUUCAGCUAACGCGUCGCCGCUCUGAGUUUGACAGACCAGCGGCAAACUUCGGACUGUCUGUGAGUGAGAAAGUAAACUGUGAAUCAGAACACACAGUAAAAGUUGGUCUCAGUGCUGAAGUCCCUGCUGCAGCUGUUUCACGGCUUUCUAACCGCAAGCUGGAGCCGUUGUUAGCUGGAGGCUAACCCCCUGUUUAAAGUGUAUCCAGUGGAAAUGAUUGAGAAAUAUUUAAGUUUGAGUGCUUGGAUGUGAUGGCGGAGCUCCCAUCUGGACUGCUUGAGGCAUGUGUAGUGGUUGGAGCCCACAGUGAUAAGCUUCGAGAUAUACACCAGCUCCAUCAACAGGGUAAGUUAAAUGGACUCCCACUGUUGGAAGCUGAGGUACUGCAGGUCCAUGCCCCGCCUUUUGUUUCCAAAGAGACCAAUUCAAGCCAGGUGAUUGCUCCAGCUUUCAGCCGUGUCCAGAGGAGGAGGAGCUUCAUUAAGAAAGUAUGUGGUCUUGAGUUAGCCAGUGAGCAGAAACAAGACAGUUAUCACUUCCUGGUUUUUACUGACAUGUUUGGGAACCGAACCCAUGGAGUCGUGGUGCAAUACUACAGAGCUGUGCCGUCCUGUCAGGAAGGUGUCUUCCAGAACGGUCACAGGGGAAGCUCAACUAAAGCACGUUUCUACGCACCCUUUGCUGUGUGUAUCAUCUCCAAGUUCCCCUACUACAAUGCCCUGAAAGACUGCUUGUCAUGUCUCCUGGUCCAGCUUCAUACUGCAAGACAAGCCGAUUUUGAGGAGACAGUGAAGGAGUUUUCAGCCAAGCUGUCCCUUGUGCCGUUACCCCCUCCUGGACAGCUGCAUGUGUCUUUCAGUCUUCGUCCUCUUCAAGUAUAUCUUCCAUCAAGAGAGGAUCAGGACAGUCCUGUUGUUGACAUCGACCUGCAUCUGCCUUUCCUCUGUUUUACUCACACUGUAUUGCUCCAGGUGUUGUCCUACCUUCUCCAAGAGCAGCGACUGGUCUUGUUCUCCUGUGACUGGGCCAGACUCACUCUUGUUGCAGAGUGUCUGCUGUUGUACCUCCAGCCUCUGUCCUGGCAGCAGCCUUAUGUUCCCGUCUUGGCGAGAGGAAUGUUGGACUUCAUAAUGGCUCCCACUGCCUUCCUCAUGGGCUGUCACAUCAGUCAUUUUGAAGAGGUUGCUGCAGAGACAGAAGACCUCAUUCUUGUGAACAUCGAUGAUGGCAGCAUUCAGACAUCGUGGUGCGAAACAGUCGACCUGCCUGCUAUCCCUCUGGUUGCAGCUGAGAGCUUUACAUCAAGGGCAGAGAGUCUGCAGCUUCAUUUUGACCUGGAGCUGUGCCAUCUUGCAGCUGGAACCGAUGCUAAUGCUCUGCGAUCUCAACGCAGAGACUGGCAGAGACGGCUCAACACACACAUACAAAAUAUCGCCCUAGAAUUGGUGGUCAACAUCUUCAGUGGGGUGCAGGACUUCCUAAGCCAUGAACACAGGGUUUUUAACAGCGAGGAAUUUCUGAGAACGAGGGAGCCAGCAGACCAGUUGUUUUACAAGAAGGUAUUAGAAACUCACAUCUUCCACUCAUUCCUGCGUGACCGGCUAAACAGGAAAUGGGACACCUUCAGCCGGAUGGAGCAGAACACGCGUAAUCUCAUGCACAAGAAUCGUGGAAUGACGGAGUCUCCCCGGCGUCCUCCUAUGUCUGAGCUAUCCAGGUCUGGCUACAGAACAUACGCCAGCCCUGACAACAAGCUGAGCAAAAGGCUGGGAGCCAGCCUGCCAAAUCUGGUGCAGUCUGUCAGUGAAACUUUACCCAUCAUCAGGCCCAAAACAGUCUGCAGGAAGAUGACACCUGAUAUUGGUUUAAAGUCCCCCAAGAAAGCAGUGAAAGUUUUCCGUCUUCCAGAAUUCCCUCCUCCGCUGGCCUACCACUAUGUCCAAAACUAUUAUUCUGACAUGAUUGCUUCACUGGGGAAAGCUAUUAAUGCUACACCACCGGAAGAGUCUGCUCUACUGGCCAGGUACCAUUAUCUGCGUGGUUUGGUCAACACUGUGUCCAACAGGCGUCUUGAUGCAUUAGAGGACUUCCAGAGUCUGUACAAGACAGACUCUGAUAUUUUUCCCUCUCAGAUGGUUAAGUCUUUAGUGGACUCCCUGCCAGAGUCUGAACGUUUACAGGCGGAUAGAAAGGCUGAACUCAAACGGCUUAUCAGUCGAGUCAAAAGGGACCAGGAGCGGGAAUGUGCGGGCCGUGGAAACGGGCACGAGGAAGGCACCAUAAAGAGAUUCCAGCUACCAAGUCAUCAGAAGCAGGUCAGUCCAGAUUUGUUCAAGGUUUUUUACACCAUCUGGAAAGAGACUGAGGCUGAGGCACAAGAGGUUUGUCUGCCAACAUCUGUUUUGGAGCACAUUGAGGCCAACGAGUGCGUCUUCAAGGUGUCGUCUUCAGUAAAGACGAGCCGCGGAGUGGGGAAAAUCGCCAUGACUCAGCGACGGCUCUUCCUGCUCACGGAUGGACGGCCAGGAUACGUGGAGGUGGCACAGUACCGAGAUUUAGAUGAAGUAAAGGUCUCCUCAGCUCCCUUCAUGCUCCUGCGAAUCCCAGGCCUGAAGCUUCGUGUCCGGGGAAGGAAGGAAACUUUUGAAGCUAAUUUGAAAACGGAGACUGAGCUUUGGAACCUAAUGGUCAAAGAGAUGUGGGCCGGGCGCUUCACAGCUGACCAGCACAAGGACCCCCAGUACAUGCAGCAAGCUCUGACCAAUGCCUUAUUAAUGGACGCAGUAGUGGGAAGUCUUCAGAGCAGCAAGGCUAUCUAUGCUGCUUCUAAGCUGGCUUACUUUGACCGCAUCAAGAUGGAAGUCCCAAUGAUGGUUCCCAAGACAACUGCAGAGAUACUAAAGCACAAAAUUAACCCUUCGCUGGAACUUGCUUCACCUCAGGCUGUGGAUGUUCUUCUCUACACAUCAGGUCAAUUAUGGGUAUCGGUAAAUAAGGGGAAGGUGAUGGUGUUUGAUGCCUCCAGCUGGUCCCUCACACAUACCUGCCAUGUUGGGAAUGCCAGACUGAACUGCAUGUUGGAGGUUGACAAAGAUCAGGUGUGGAUGGGCUCUGAGGACUCUGUGAUCUACAUCAUCAGCAUAGUGGCCAUGGUGUGUAACAGACAGCUGACUGAGCACAGGGCAGAGGUCACAGGACUGGCGGUCGACAAAGACAAAUACAGCCAAAAGGUGGCGUACUCCUGCAGUGCAGAGGGGACAGUCAUGAUGUGGGAGGUCUCCACAUUGCAGGUGAAGAAGCACUUCCGCCUCUCCUGCGGCCAUCUGCAGUCCGUUUACAGCUGCAGCGGCACGCUUUGGUGUUGCUCCAGAGACAAGAUAAUGGAGGUGUGGAGGAAUGGUUCAUUAAAACGUUGCAUGAAUUUACCAGAACAACAAAAAGGCUCCACAACUACUUUCAGCUGUGCUCUGAUCUUACCAGAGCGGGAGGAAAUGUGGAGUGUGUGUGCAGAUUCUGGAGAGGUGUCUAUUUGGCACAUUAAAGACUGCAGCAAACCGUUCCACCGCAUCACUCUACAGGACUGCACCGGAUGCUACUGCAUAAUUAAAGUUAAAAACCAGGUGUGGGUUGGUGGCAUGGGCCGCAGUUCAACCAAAGGGAAGGUUUACAUCCUGGACACAGAGCGGUACCAGGUCCUGAAGGAGCUUCACGGCCAUACCGACAAAGUGACAGGGCUGUGCUCAGCUGAGGACCGCUACGUCCUCAGUGGAGCUGGAAAACAUGAUGGGAAGAUCGCCAUCUGGAAGGUGGAGUAAAGAGGCAGAAGGACUGAAAUUAGGAAUGUUUUAUAGUCAGAGUGCAAGUUCUCACUGAAUUCCCUCUGUUCAAACAAAUCCUGGAUAAUGAAGGGAAGAUCCAUAUUUGAGGAGAAAAGCAAUCUGCAUCACCGGGAUAUGAAGGAAUGCAAAGAAGCUCAAAGUUUACAUGAAGUAUGACCAACCUGGGCAGCUUCUCCUGUCUUCUAUGAAGUUAAGAUUAGAAAUACUAACAGAACUUAUUUUAUCAUUUAAUGAAGGAAAACUCAAGACUGAAACAGGGAAAGUGAGCUCAUGUUCUGCUGGAGAAUUUUUCAAUCCAAAAUGCAUCAAAGUUCACUUUAAUGAAGGUUUUGAACACAUUUAGUGUUUAUGUAAGUGUGAACACACAUGUGGUAACAGCGUGUGACUGAGCCAUACCUCCAACCGUGUUUUUGACGUUAGUGUCUGCAGCUCAGAGGAGUCAAAAUACCCCGAAAACAAAACUGCGGUUGAAGAUUUCACCAUCACAGUGGGAAAGCCCCGAUAGAAGAUUAUUUUGAUGGCGGGGAUGCUUUAAUGGACAGGAAAUACGAUGAUACGCAAUGAUGGGAACUGGGCUUAAACUUGAUCGACACUCAGGUGUGGGUCAGAGGAUCUGCAGCAGCUGGAAUAUGUUUGAACGCAGGUAAUAAAAUAGGGGCUAACUGUACAGUAUGUCAACAGUAAGAUAUUUUUCCAUUGUUGGACAAAGUUUUUCCUUUUUAAAUUUUUUUUUUAAAUCUUUGUGAAGGAAGUUAUGUAUUUGUAGUUUUUCCCUCUGUCAGGAGGAUUAUGUAGAAACCAACUGGCCAAUUUCCCCUAAAGUUGCCAAGCAGGUUGGUAAAUGAAGGAACCUAUUUCAUUUUAUUGUUUUCUGGGUUUUUAACACUAUGUAGCCACUUGAAGGUCAGAGUUGGACGUGUUUGUGAUAAAUUACAAAUGAGUUAGCAUUAGGUUUCUUUGGAUCAAGCUGAAAAAAUCUAUCACAUUAGAUUUUCCCUGUAAACUUUAUCCAGAAUUCACACAAGUGGACUGCAAACCAAGCUUUACCAAAGUUAUUGUAUAGAUUUUUUUUUCUUUUCCAAAGAUUUUUAGUCUAUUAUAGCCAAUCAAAACCAACGACAAAUAGGAAGUUGUGUCACAAUACUGCAUCGUUUUGAUCUACAGGUUGAACUUGACAUAGAUCUUGACAAACUUGGACUUCAGCAUUAGACCUCGAGCAUGCUCAGUGCACAGAGGCAUCUAGUCUCUGUUUAUUUUCAGAGCAGUUUAACAGUUUUCUCUUUGGCAGGCUGCUGUUCAAGAAGAUUAACCAACCGAAAGGUCAAAAUUCCUGUUCACGCGGUGCCUUACAGAUAUUAAACAUUCAGAUAUUUAUUAGGUUAAAUCAAAACCAGAGGCUAUAAAAUGUUUCACGCAUGUUAUAAUAUAUUUAUAUUUUGUGAUUUUUGUAUUCUGAUCAUUUUAAGAUGGCUUUCAACUCGGUGUUGUUUUAAUAGUAGCAUUAUUUAUAUUAACUUAGUGGAACUGGAGAAAGUGUCUCACACAUAGAGAACAUUAAGAGUUUUAAGUGUUUAUUAAGUGUAUUAUAAAACUAAAGCCAACUUCAUCAUCAGUGGUUCUGGUUCACAGAACUAUUUUUACAUUUUGUCAUCUGAGGUUCAAACUGAAUGUUAAACUUAUCAUUUACUCUUGUAUUUAUACUCUGUAUAUAACUGCGACACAUGAUGUUGUAAAUUAAACAAAUGACAACUCAGCCAUUGUAUUUAUACCUUUGCAACCUUUGCUUUUGCACAAGCAUGAAAAUGUACAUAUUCUCUCUCUUUUUUUAAAAAAAAAAAAAACCUGACAGUCAGGACACUUAUUAAAGGAAACCUCAAGUCUGUUUUUAUUCUCAGCAAACCGAAGCUUCAGUUUACUUUCUGCUCAGUUAGAAGGAUGGUCCACAGGAUGAACAACAAUAAAUACUUAAUG